AUGGAUUCGAUCAGCUCCCCAGUCACAAGCACAAAAAGUGAAGAAGUUAACAAUGGUGAAGAAGAGAUUGGUACUCUUUUUGGUCAGUGGCCCUCCUAUGGAUAUGAAACCAUGGACGCGGUUGGAAUUGGGAAGGAUAAUGCAGCGGCUGGUUUGCAGGUUCCUGAGCGUCGUUUCGUUUCUGUGCCUUCUGGAAGCAAACGGUGGCAUCAGGCAGCUCCGGACAGUGUCGCCUCCGCACUCAGUUCCCCGGAGCAGUCACCGGCAGGGCGGAAAGUUGUCCCGUCCCAGCGCGGAAGCCACCGGGACUCCGGAAUCCGGCUCACACCCUCGAUCCGGCGUCAUGGUGAUCCGCUUCCCAGUGUAGAUAUUAGUUUCAGACCAGUGUCUUCCAGGGAAUCUGACACCAAGUCCAGCAACAGACCAUCGUCAUCACCCUCCGAUUUCCUCGACAAACUGAUGGGGAAGACCUCGGGCUACGACGCACGGAUCCGGCCCAAUUUUAAAGGUCCUCCAGUGAAUGUCACUUGCAAUAUUUUCAUUAACAGUUUUGGUUCAGUGACUGAAACGACCAUGGAUUAUAGACUCAACGUCUUCUUACGCCAAGAGUGGAAUGACCCUCGGUUAGCGUACAGUGAGUACCCUGAUGACUCCCUUGACCUUGAUCCUUCCAUGUUGGACUCCAUCUGGAAGCCAGACCUGUUUUUUGCCAACGAGAAAGGGGCCAAUUUCCACGCAGUGACAACAGACAACAAACUGCUGCGGAUCUUCAAAAAUGGCAACGUGUUGUACAGUAUCAGGCUCACAUUAAUCCUCUCAUGCCCCAUGGACUUGAAGAAUUUCCCCAUGGAUGUCCAGACAUGUGCCAUGCAAUUAGAAAGCUUUGGUUACACAAUGAAUGAUUUGAUAUUCCAGUGGCUGGGGAAGGAGUCAGUCCAGGUAGCGGAGGGUUUAACACUGCCACAGUUUAUCCUGAAUGAUGAGAAAGACCUGGGAUAUUGCACCAAGUACUACAACACAGGCACGUUCACCUGCAUUGAGGUCAAGUUCCACUUGGAGAGGCAGAUGGGUUAUUACCUCAUCCAGAUGUACAUACCCAGUCUCCUCAUUGUCAUCCUAUCCUGGGUCUCUUUCUGGAUCAACAUGGAUGCUGCACCAGCACGGGUUGGUCUUGGGAUCACCACAGUCCUCACCAUGACGACACAGAGCUCAGGUUCCAGAGCUUCACUCCCAAAGGUCUCCUAUGUUAAAGCCAUCGAUAUUUGGAUGGCUGUCUGCCUCCUAUAUGUCUUUGCCGCACUACUUGAAUAUGCAGCGGUCAAUUUUGUAUCCCGACAGCACAAGGAAUUCAUGCGGCUUCGGAAAAAGCAGAGGCGAAGACAGAUUCAGGAAGAGGACCAGCAGAGGGACAGCCGUUUCUACUUCCGUGGCUAUGGCCUGGGGCAUUGUGUGCCAAUGAAGGACAAUGUGGAGCUGGACGGGACCAGCCCAUUCAACUCUCAACCUCCCCCACCCAGAGACACAGAGUCCAUCCGACAGAGGUUUUUGGACAGAGCAAAACAGAUUGACAGGAUAUCCCGUGCCAUCUUUCCACUCACAUUUCUUGUAUUUAAUAUUUUUUACUGGCUCACAUAUAGAAUCAUCCGUCAUCGGGAUAUCCAUGAGGUUUAA
This is a messenger RNA of Hemiscyllium ocellatum (epaulette shark), 1671 nucleotides long. RefSeq names its product glycine receptor, alpha 4a (gene glra4a). The record is from RefSeq and is a predicted model, not a curated record. Gene Ontology annotation, molecular function: transmitter-gated monoatomic ion channel activity; transmembrane signaling receptor activity; chloride channel activity. Gene Ontology annotation, cellular component: neuron projection; plasma membrane; synapse. Gene Ontology annotation, biological process: regulation of membrane potential; signal transduction; chloride transmembrane transport. Lineage: Eukaryota; Metazoa; Chordata; Chondrichthyes; Orectolobiformes; Hemiscylliidae. The transcript is spliced from 12 exons. Bases 1 to 1671 code for a protein of 556 amino acids.